AAAAAAAAAAAAAAAAAAAAAAACAAAGUAAUCCGGUUUUCUUCUUUAUUAUAUAUAACGGUUAACACAUACAAAAUCCUCAUUGUAUCUCUCAAUUUAUUUACAAAUGACUGAAAUCAUUAAAGAUGGUUAUUUAUCUGUCAAAGAGGAUGGACUAAGAGCUUGGAUUUGGUCAAAACGUUUUUGCGUCUUGAGAGAACAAGCAUUAACAUUUCAUAGAAAUGAACAAUCAGGACAAUGUGUUGCUUUAAUAUUUUUAAAGGAAAUUACUUCAGUUACGAGAACUGACCUUAAACCUUAUUGUUUUGAAGUGGCUACAAAAGAUAAAACAUAUUAUAUUGCAUGCAAAAAUGACGAAGAGCUAUAUUCUUGGAUGGAUGAAAUAUAUAAUAGAUCUACUGUUGGCGCUUCAGGUCCAACCAAUUUUGUUCAUGAAGUGCAUGUAGGUUUUGAUCCAAAUACUGGUGCAUUUACGGGCUUACCUGAUCAAUGGACAAAAUUAUUAAAAGGAUCAGCUAUUACUGCUGAAGAUGCAGCUAAAAAUCCUCAAGCAGUCUUAGAUGUUCUUGAAUUUUAUACUGAACAAACAAAACGAGAGGCGGAGGAAUAUGGUACAUCCAAUCUUCAAGGUGCAGUUGAAAGAAUGAGUAUUGAUCGAUGGAAUGCUUUAAUUAGCGAUCAUCAACAGUCAAAGAAAACAGUUUUGCCAUCACCUCAUCGUCCUGCUCCUCCUAGACCUGCUCCACCACCACCUAUCACUAGAAGAACUGAUAUGAAUGAAAUGAUGGAUGAAUUGUCUAUUCGAGUCCCUAAAUCACCAAAAUCACCUAUAGAUCUUCGUCAGUAUUCACCUAUCGAUAGGCUAUCUCCUUCCUCUGGUUAUCCCAACACUAACUCUAAUGGCAAUAAAUAUCCUAGACCAGAACCUUCUAAAUCACAUCAUAGAGUACCUGCUCGUACUACAAGUAUUUCAGCCUAUGAUGAACGUAUAAUGAUUGAGCGUGAAAAGAUAGAGAUGGAAAUGAGAGAAAGACAACAAAAAGAAAAGGAAAGGAUACGAGACCAAAAGGAAAAACAACUCAGAGAACGUGAAAGAGAACGUGAAAGAGAACGUGAAAGAGAACGUGAAAGAGAAAGAGAACGGGAACGCGAGCGUGAACGUGAACGUGAAAGAGAGCGUGAAAGAGAGCGUGAACGUGAACGUGAACGUGAACAAGAAAGAGAACGAGAACGAGAAAGGGAAAAGACAGCUCAAAUAGUCUCAACACCAAAGAAGAAGGUUGAACAACGAAUUAGUACAAUGACAGAAGCACAAAUAAUGGAGCAACUAAGGAGUGUUGUGACUAGUGGUGAUCCUAAUGAUAUGUACAAGAAAUUAAAAAGGGUUGGUCAAGGUGCUUCUGGCUCUGUUUAUGUUGCUCUUUCACUUGCUACAAAUACUAAAGUAGCUAUUAAGCAAAUGGAUUUAGCUCAUCAACCCCGAAAAGAUCUGAUUGUAACAGAAAUUUUAGUUAUGAAGGAAUCUCAGCAUCCCAAUAUUGUCAAUUUCUUGGAUGCUUUCCUUGUUAAAAAUAGUGAACUUUGGGUUAUUAUGGAGUAUAUGGAAGGAGGUGCUUUAACAGAUGUUAUAGAUAAUAAUACAAUGACAGAGCAACAGAUUGCUACUGUUUGUCACGAGACAACAGCCGGUCUUUUGCAUUUGCAUUCACAAAAUAUUCUUCAUAGAGAUAUUAAAUCAGAUAAUAUUCUUUUAAACGCACAUGGCCAAGUCAAAAUUAGUGAUUUCGGUUUUUGUGCAAAACUAACAGAUCAAAGGAAGAAGCGUGCUACAAUGGUGGGCACACCUUAUUGGAUGGCACCUGAAGUAGUCAAACAAAAAGAAUACGGCGCCAAAGUUGAUAUUUGGUCAUUAGGUAUUAUGGCUAUUGAAAUGAUUGAAAAUGAACCACCUUAUCUUGACGAAGAACCCUUAAAGGCGCUUUAUUUAAUUGCAACAAAUGGUACACCUACGUUAAAGAAUCCUGAAAAGCUCUCCCGUGAAUUGAAGGGCUUUUUAGCUGUUUGUUUAUGUGUUGAUGUUAGAUCAAGAGCCACUGCUGCAGAGCUAAUGAAUCAUGAAUUCCUAAAGAAGGCAGGCCCAUUAGAAAUAUUAGCACCUUUACUUAAAUUUAAAUCAAGAAAUUAACCUAACAAAAAAAAAAAAAAAAAAAAA
Messenger RNA from Cokeromyces recurvatus, 2212 nucleotides. Its product is annotated as kinase-like domain-containing protein. Gene Ontology annotation, cellular component: cytoplasm. The transcript is spliced from 9 exons. Gene Ontology annotation, biological process: regulation of MAPK cascade; intracellular signal transduction; protein phosphorylation. The record is from RefSeq and is a predicted model, not a curated record. Bases 107 to 2185 code for a protein of 692 amino acids. Gene Ontology annotation, molecular function: protein serine/threonine kinase activity; ATP binding. NCBI's taxonomy places the organism in Eukaryota, Fungi, Mucoromycota, Mucoromycetes, Mucorales, Mucoraceae.